This is a messenger RNA of Tilletiopsis washingtonensis, 1048 nucleotides long. RefSeq lists its product as hypothetical. Lineage: Eukaryota; Fungi; Basidiomycota; Exobasidiomycetes; Entylomatales. The transcript is spliced from 5 exons. The coding region runs from base 270 to 971 and encodes 233 amino acids. The record is from RefSeq and is a predicted model, not a curated record.
ACUUCACCAUGCCGGCCUUACUCGCCGUCUAAGCGCUGCUGCUACAUCUGAAGAAUGACAGAGAGAGAUGGUCAGCUGACCACCUGUCUGUCCCUUCCACUCCCUUCACCCUGCCUCUCCUCUGUCGCCUCUCCCUCUUGCCUGCCUGUGCUUCCCGCGUCAACAGGGGCCACAUCGCCUCGGCCUGCCCCACGGCCGGUGCCGGACCCGCCUGGUCAGUGCUGCUGCUGCUGGACGAGCCGCGUGGCGCUCGUGGCUGAUGCCUCGACAUGUGCGCGCAGCUACAACUGCGGCGGCCAGGGCCACAUCAGCUCGCAGUGCACGCAGGCUGCCGCGCCCAAGGUGUGCUACAAGUGCAACCAGCCCGGCCACAUCGUGAGACAGACGACACGGACCUUGCGACUGAGCGCAUGACUGACGCCCAGCGCAGAGCCGCGAGUGCCCUAGCCAGCAGUUCGGCAACGGCGCCUUCUCCUCGGGCGGCGGCGGCGGCGGCGGUGCCUGCUACACCUGCGGCCAGCCCGGCCACAUCAGCCGCAUGUGCCCGCAGCAGGGCGGCCAGGGCGGCCAGGGCGGCUACGGCGCCUUUGGCGGCGGCGCGCAGAAGACGUGCUACGGCUGCGGCGGCGUCGGCCACAUCAGCCGCGAGUGCCCGCAGGGCGGCGGCGGCGGCGGCUACGGCGGCCAGGGCGGCUACGGCGGCGGCGCCGGCGGGCAGAAGUGCUACAACUGCGGCGAGCAGGGCCACAUCAGCCGCGAGUGCCCCACGCCCCAGCAGCGCGCCUGCUACACGUGCGGCGAGAACGGCCACAUCAGCGCCCAGUGCCCGCAGAGCCAGAGCUAAGCGGCUCGACGUGGUGCUGCUGCUCUCUCUGCCCAUGCCCGCUGCUUGCUGCGCUUCUUCUCCCGUCUCCACUCCAUGCAAGCGGCGCUUCUCCCACGAGACUCCCACACAUGCCCCUCUACCCUGAAUCUCUCGACUCAUGCGCCCUGUCUGGCCCACUUCCCUCAGCGUAGUGUACGAUAAACGAUGAGCAUUCUCCCUCUG